UUGCGGUGCUCACUUGCAAAAAUGGCGGUAACAGAUUUCUUCGCCGGCGAGAUAGCCACCGAACUCCUGAAACAGCUGAUCACCAUCUCCAGAAAAUCCGCCUCGUGCCGCUCGAGCGCCGAGCAUCUCAUCCUCUACAUGCAGGAUCUCCUCCCGAUCAUCCAGGAAAUCAAACUCUCCGGCAACGAGCUCCCUCAGCACCGGCAGCGCCAGCUGGAUCAAUUCUCCGAGACUCUCACCGGCGGACUCGAAUUGGCGAACAAAGUCCUCAAUUCUCCCCGCUGGAACGUCUACCGGAAUAUUCAAUUGACACGGAAGAUGGAGAAAUUGGAGAAAACCGUUUCCCGAUUCAUGACCGGACCUUAUCAGGCGCACGUGCUGGCCGACGUGCACCACGUGAGGGUGGAUAUGGCGGAGAGGUUUGACGGGCUGGAGUGUCGGCUGGGGGCCAUGAAGAUUGGGGCGGACGGCGACGGUGGGUGCCUGGGGGCGGCGGUGAAGAGGGUGGAGGAGGAGGAGAGGUGGUGCGAGGAUAAUUUGGUAAAUUUGGGUGGUACUGGUUUGGAGUUGGGGAAGAUGAAGGUGAAGGAGAUGCUGAUGAAGGGGAAGGAAUCCAGUGUGGUCGAAAUUCAUGGGAUCGGUGGCGUCGGAAAAACCACACUCGCCAGAGAAGUUUGUAAAGAUUCCGAAAUUAAGAGCUAUUUCAAUAACAGGGUGUUCUUUCUCACUGUGUCUCAAUCUCCGAAUGUGGAGCAAUUGAGGUCAAAAAUUUGGGGAAUGGUAUCAGGGAAUUCCAUUAUGGAUAAUAGCAACAGAUUUCCACAAAUAAACUUACAAUACCAAGUCGGAAAUUCUGCACGAGCCCUAUUGGUUCUUGACGAUGUUUGGACACUGUCGGUGCUCGAACAACUAUUGGUCAAGAUCCCCGGUUGCAAGAUCCUAGUCGUUUCGCGGUUGAAGUUCCCUCCUUCGGUUAUCGAUUGCUCCUAUGAAAUGAAUUUGCUGACCGAGAAUGAGGCUAUGUCCUUGUUCUGUCACUUUGCUUUUGGACAAACUUCAAUCCCUCUUAGCGCUGAUAAGGAAUUGGUUAAGCAGGUUGUGGAUGAAUGCAAGAGACUUCCAUUAGCUCUAAAGGUGAUCGGAGCUUCACUCAAGGGCCAAUCCGAAAUGUUCUGGACAAGCGCAAAGAACCGUUUGUCUCGAGGACAACCUCUUAGUGAGUCCCAUGAACUCCAAUUACUCGAAAGGAUGAAAUUGAGCAUCGAUAAUUUAUCCGAGAAACAAAGGGAAUGUUUCUUGGAUUUGGGUGCAUUCCCCGAAGACAAGAGAAUUCCACUCGAUAUACUUAUCAACAUGUGGGUCGAAUUGCACGAUAUGUACGAAGAAGAAGCUUUCGCCGUAUUGGUUGAGCUUUCGGACAAAAAUCUACUUACCCUUGUGAAAGACGCAAGAGCUGGAGAUAAGUACAGCAGUUAUUACGAGAUUUCUGUUUUUCAGCACGAUGUAUUGAGAGAUCUUGCUAUACAUUUGUGUAAUCUUGAAGGGAUAAAUCAACGGAGGAGAUUACUCAUGCCAAGAAGAGAAGAAGGGCUGCCGAAAGAGUGGGAGAGAAAUGUGGACGAACCGUUUAAUGCUCGAGUUAUUUCGAUACAUACAGGUGCAAUGACUGAGAUGGAUUGGUUACAAAUGGACUGUCCUAAAACCGAAGUACUAGUCCUAAACUUUUCAUCACCCGAAUAUUCCUUACCUCCUUUCCUCGAAAAAAUGCCGAAACUCCGAGCCCUAAUACUAAUAAACUACAGCACUUCCAACGCAGUUCUCCACAACACCUCCAUUUUCAGCCACCUAACCAACUUAAGAAGCUUAUGGUUCGAAAAGAUUUCCCUCCCUAUAUUACCCCAAACAACAACACCCCUCAAAAGCCUCCAAAAAGUUUCGCUAGUAUUAUGCGACAUAAAUAAAACCAUCAAUCAUUCAGUUAUCGGAUUACCCCAUCUUUUCCCCCGUCUCUCCGAGCUCACAAUGGACCACUGCAUCAAUUUGACCGAACUGCCCCCGAGCAUAUGCCAGAUGCAGACGCUCACGAGCUUGAGCGUCACAAACUGCGACAGCCUCCAGAAGCUUCCGUCCGAUUUGGAAAAGCUUUGCUCCUUACAAAUCCUGAGACUCUCCGCAUGUCCGAACUUGAAGAAGCUUCCGGAAGGUUCCGGAAGCUUGGUCCGGCUUAAAUACCUCGAUGUCUCGCAGUGCGUUAACAUGGGAUGUUUGCCGAAGGGAAUCGGUGGGUGUGAGAGUCUUGAGAAGAUUGAUAUGAGAGAGUGCCCUCAGAUUAGGAGCUUGCCGUUGUCGGUCGGGUUAUUACUGUCACUAAAACGAGUUGUUUGCGAUGAAGAGGUUUCUUUGCUUUGGAAAGAUAUGGAGAAAGUUAGGCCAGGGCUGUGUCAAGUUCCUCAGGAAUGUUUUACUCUUGACUGGCUUGAUGAGUAAAUAGUACCUUUUCUUGAGUUUGUUUCUGUACUAGGUUGUCUUAAAUUGGGAUUAAUAUUUAUCAGGCUGUAAAUAUGAUUAUCUGAUGUUAAUAUGUAUUAUGUAAUCACCAGUGUGUUUAAGUGAGUCUGUUUGGUUUUAGAGAGACAGAUUCAAGGGAGUUAGUUGCUCAUUGAUGAAACAUAUUUUUCACUUCACCAGUUGGUUUUUAUAA
Messenger RNA from Erythranthe guttata (spotted monkey flower), 2701 nucleotides. The record is from RefSeq and is a predicted model, not a curated record. Lineage: Eukaryota; Viridiplantae; Streptophyta; Magnoliopsida; Lamiales; Phrymaceae.